AUGCUGUACAUGCAACUGGCCAUCGACAGAGCCAUGGCUGAAGCCAAACUCUGUGAGGAGAAACAGCAGGAGACUACAAACGCAGCCAAAGUGAUCCUGGAAGAUGCCCAGAAGGAAUGCGCUUCUAGAUUGGCCUGGGCUAAAAAUACAAAAGACCCUCGGAUUGCAGUAGGUUCUUACUCCCCACUAGAAAAGAAGAUUGAGUACUUAGGUGGCAUCUAUUCUUCAGAUGUGAGAAAGCUGAUAUUCCAAGAAUUGAAGAAGGAGACUGAAGCAGUUGAUAAACUCAAGGCUGUGUCUUUUGACUCCCAAAGUGCUAAAGCAGAAACCUACUACUAUAAGCUUCAGGAAAGGAUGAUGGAGCAAAUGUGGAACCAGACAACAGAGCCAGAAUGGGAAAUGAAAAUAGAGGAAGAGGAGAAAUCACAAGGUGAGAAGUCUGAAGAUGAUGAAAAAUGGGAUUAUCUAGUGCCUGAAAGGGAACUGAAUCAUAUAGAGAAACACAUACACCGAGCUGAACGAGCUAGAGGCCUCCGAGACUACAAAUACAAACUAAUCCCUCAAAAAAUUCCAAGUGAAAUGCUUUUCCCCAAAAUAACACCAUAUAAUGAAGAAAGAGAAAAAGUCCAGCACAUAUACAAAAGAGAAACAAAAAAGCCCAAGGUAGCAUGGGCAAAGGAACAGAUAAAGAAACAUCAAGAACGAAUGAUUCGAGGGAGAAAACUCACCAAGCAGAGAAAUGAUGAAAGAGAUGCCCAGAAACUCUCAGGCUAUGUUCCUCUUCUCCUAAAACCUCAAGUGAAGAAGGUGAAGGAGGAGUUUGAAAGGGUCACGGCAUAUCCCAUCCUCCAGCCUAAACAGAAACCACGUAUAGAAGUGACUAUUCUGAUGAAAAAAUCCAAAGAGGUAAAAAUUCAAAAACCACUCCAAAGGGAGUUCUUGGUGGUGCCACCAUUCUUAAGAAGUCAACUAAGGAAGAAGAAAAGUAUAGACCGCGGGGGCAUGGCCCAAGUGGAAAAAGGCUCGCCUAAUAAUCAAGAGGUCCCAAGUCCAAACCCCAGUACCACCAGAAACAAAAGAAAAAAUAAUGAAGCUUAAAUUAUUUUCUGGAUUAUCCUAUUUCUUGUUAAGGCUAACAUCUUUUAUAGUAAUCAGCACAGUGGGAAAUCACUAAUAAAUUGAUAAAUGGCUUAGAAGAGGUUGGAAAGAGAAGAGACAGAAAGCAGUAGACCACCAGAUAGAGGUCUGUGGCAGUAAGAUAGAGAAAACUAAGGCCAGGGAGAAAUCAGUGACUGGUUAAGGUACAGGGUACAGUGGUUGUGGGGUAAGAAAAUAAUAUCCUAGGUUUCUGUCUGAAGAAAUAAUGUGCUAAAGCAUCAGCACGGAUUAUAAGAUCUAGGGAGCAGCUUUAUACCUUUGGCUAAAAUACCUCAUAAGGACUCCAAGAAGCAAUUGUUGACAUAUAGCUUGCUUUCCAAGCACCAAAUACAGUUUUGAGAUUGUUACAAAUACAAAAAUCAAGAGGCUAGGACUCUAAAAAGAAUUAGAGAGCAAAAAAGACAGACAUCAAAGAUGUAGUUUCAAGACAGAAAUUUUACAUGUCAAAUGCACACGUGGCAUUUAUCCAUUGGAGUUCAUUUGGAAAAGACUUGAUUAAAGUGACCUAAUACAGACUCAUUGGGUACACUGGGGGAAACAAGGUGUCACUCUGACAUGGUUUGAAAAGAGGUAGAAGAGAUUACAAGUGAGUCUUAUUU
Perognathus longimembris pacificus (Pacific pocket mouse) is the source of this 1757-nucleotide messenger RNA. RefSeq lists its product as uncharacterized. The coding region runs from base 1 to 1098 and encodes 365 amino acids. The transcript is spliced from 3 exons. NCBI's taxonomy places the organism in Eukaryota, Metazoa, Chordata, Mammalia, Rodentia, Heteromyidae. The record is from RefSeq and is a predicted model, not a curated record.